Morchella importuna is the source of this 2841-nucleotide messenger RNA. RefSeq lists its product as uncharacterized. The transcript has 7 exons. The record is from RefSeq and is a predicted model, not a curated record. NCBI's taxonomy places the organism in Eukaryota, Fungi, Ascomycota, Pezizomycetes, Pezizales, Morchellaceae. Bases 1 to 2841 code for a protein of 946 amino acids. Gene Ontology annotation, cellular component: plant-type cell wall. Gene Ontology annotation, molecular function: alpha-L-arabinofuranosidase activity; xylan 1,4-beta-xylosidase activity. Gene Ontology annotation, biological process: xylan catabolic process; arabinan catabolic process.
AUGGCACGAUACGUAGCCUUCGGCCUACUCGCAGCGCAGAUACUCUCACUGGUGUCUGCACAAAAUGCGACAUACUCGAACUCAACCUCAUAUCCCUGGGGCAGCACCGCCGGGAAAUCAAAAGAUGAGUUCCUGGAUGGUAUCCUCGACCAGAUGACCGUAGAAGAACUGGCUCAGCAUCUGCAUCUGUUUAAGUUCACCGAGAUAUCGGAUGGUGAGGGGCGAUUGGCGAAGUUUGAUUCUGUGGUGGGGGUGAGAGGGAUCGGAGAGAUAAACUUUUGGGGCGCUAAGAACGCCACUACGUACAAUGAUCUCCAGCGCAAAGUUAUCGAAACGGCACGCUUCCCUCUUCCAAUUCUCCAGGGGGGUGAAUGUCUCCGUGCAGUCCUUACCCCAGGCACUACCAUCUUCCCCACCUCUAUCAACAUGGCCGCCACAUGGUCCCCCGCUCUCGUCAAGAACACCAGUCAGGCAAUUGCACUGGAAGCUCGGGCAAUUGGUCAAGGGUCUUGUUACUGCCCCGUUCUCGACCUUGCAAAGGAGCCCAGAUGGGGGAGGAUUGGUGAGAACUUUGGAGAGGAUAAGUUUCUCACGGCGCAGCUGGGAUGGAACUAUGUCAAAGGCUUGCAGAAUGGUGGGGAGCUGAGUGAUAGAAAAGGUGCAAUUGCGUCAGUGAAACAUUUUCUGGCGCACGGGAGCCCGGAGGGUGGAAGGAAUGCAGGACCGGUUCAUGUUGGGAAGAGACAGCUAUGGAACGAAUUUGCACUGCCCUUUAGAGAUGCGAUUCAGCGGGGCGGAGCGCUGGGUAUUAUGUUUGCAUAUAACACCAUCGAUGGGUCGCCGGCAGCGUUUGACCCAGAUCUUCACGCAGCAUUGAACGAGUGGGGUUUUGACGGACGAAUUAUCUCGGAUGAUCACAUGAUUCAAAGAUCUAUGGCCUGGCACCAAGUUGCUGCAAAUUCUCAGGACGCUAUUACUCAGUAUCUCAAUGCCGGUGGAAUGGGUAACUACGCCGACUGGGGCAUCCAAGAGUGGACUCGCGGUAUCGUCGCCGCCAUAAAUGGUAGCACCCUCACCGUAGACACCCUUAAAUCCCGUGUCAAAGGUCUGUUGAAAAUCAAGUACGAUCUCGGCCUCUUUGACAACCCAUACCUUCCCGAUGACUUUACGGAAGGCAAGAUCGACACCGAUGAGACUGCAGCAAUUGCAUCAGAGGUUGCGGAGAAGUCUAUUGUUCUGCUCAAGAAUACCGGAAUACUUCCUCUUAAGCCAAAGAGCGGGAAGAAGGUUGCAUUGAUUGGACCGUUUGUGGAUAGGGUAAACUUGGGCGGUUAUAUCCGUAUGGGAGUACAUGGGCGGAUGAUUACACCCCGUCAGGCUAUUGUGGAUACAUAUGUUGACGAGAAGGACCUUGAAACUCAUUGGGGUGCACCGACAUUUCUUUAUUAUGACCUUAAUGUCAUCCCUAACUACCUUUUUACGCCUCUAAAGAAUUCAAGCCAGAGCGGAUUGAAGGCAACUUAUUACACUGAUAAUGAGUGGAAGAAUAAGGCCUGGGAGGUAGUCGAAGGUCCAAUGCUUGAAUACGAACAUUAUCCACCGUCAGGACCUGGUGGUAAACAACUCCCGAGUAGCGCCUUCUCUGUUCGUUGGGAGGGAUAUCUCCACUCCCCAGUCGACGCAAAAGCUGUCCUCGGCGCCAUGACGCGCAGUGGAAACGUUACUGUAUAUGUCAACGAUGUUCUGCAUUCAAAGGCUACUAGCGGAAGUGUCAAGAAUACCUACAGCGAUACCCCCGACCAGUUCUGGGAGGUUUAUGAGCAAAACUCCACCAUGGUUCCCACUGGCGCUGCUGAAUUCACAUUCAAGAAGGGAGCCUCCAUCAAAAUCCGCAUCGAGUACCAAGGCUCAAACGCUGUAUCUGGUCAACGAUUGGUAGCACCGGCCUGGAAUCUCGUUGACCGAAAGGACGAGCUCGAGAAAGCAACACGAGCAGCAAAGGAAGCUGACUAUGUUAUCUUCAUUGCCGGCGGUUCUGCUAUUGUUGACCAGGAGACAAACGACAUGUCCACACUUGGCCUCUCCCCAAACCAGACCGUCCUAGCGGACGCCGUAUUUACUGCUGGGAAGCCUGUGAUUUUCGUCACGACCGGUGCUAGACCGCUGGCACUCCCGGAAUACUACCGUCAAGCAGCAGCAGUGCUAUACACCGGCUACAACGGACAAGCAGGUGGCCAGGCAAUAGCUGACAUUCUCUAUGGAAAAGUCAACCCAUCUGGUCGCUUGCCUAUUACAGUUCCGUAUUCUGUUGGCACCAGUCCGGCGUACUAUAACCACGAUAAUGCUGCGUACAGAUAUAAGUAUGUGGAUAUCCCCAAUCGCGAUGUUGAUGGGAACCAGAUCCCCAACGUGGCAUAUGGAGGAGGAAUCACAUACAAUCCGUUAUACCACUUUGGGCAUGGAUUGAGCUAUACCUCGUUCAAUUACUCGCAAAUCACGGCCGAUAAGUCGAGUUUUACGGCGGAGGACACAAUAACGUUUGAAUUUUCUGUGACCAAUACUGGUGCCGUUGCGGGAAGAGAGAUCCCUCAGAUAUAUUUGCUACAACGUGUAGCCUCAAUUUCUCAGCCUGUAAAACAGCUUGUGGGGUUCACGGAGGUCGAUUUGCAACCCAGCGAGACUCAAAAGGUUUCGAUUCAGCUCGAUGUGAAUCGCUACCUCAGUGGAUACGACAGGUGGAUGAAGUGGAGGGUUGAACCGGGAACGUUCGUAUUUGCACUGCAGCCAUCAUCGAAGGGUGAAAGUACGAACAAAGUCACAUUGACGCUACCAUCGAGCUAG